AUGGCCGAACCGAUUGGUCCAGAAGUCUACCUUGCCAUCGCGACCUCUAUGCAAAAUGCAGUGAACAACUACAGAGACAAGAAACGCGUUGAGCAGAACAACAAGCUCGCUAUCAUCAGUGCUGAUAGCUCAAAGGCGAGCCUUACCUUACCAGCGCAUGAGUCGCUUUCGUGUUCGGGGUUGAAAGUCGGCAAUGAUGGCUAUGUGCAAUGGGCGAUGGAUAGUCCGGCGCAUCCGAGGAAUUGGUCGAGGGAUAGGAAGGCUUAUGACCUUGGCUUGAUCUUGUUCUUGGAGUUCUCCAUGAGCGCCGUUAGCGCCGGGGGGACUCCAGCGUCGUUUUACGGGUCGGGGGUUCUGGGCCAUGGGAGGGAGGUGGGACUCGUUGGUUUCACGACAAUGUACCUGCUCGGUCAGGCACUGGGUGCUUUGCUAAUAUCCCCAUACGCCGAUAAAUUCGGACGCAGGACGCUGUAUAUCGCUUCAGCGUUCCUCUACAGCGUCUUCUGCCUCCCAGUGGCCGCAACUUCAAAUAUCGCAGGCGUCUUCGUCGGCCGUUUCAUCACUGGUGUCAUCUCCGCUAUCCCAGCCAUCACUACUCGUCGUAGCAUUGAAGACCUCUUCGGCACUGAAGGGCGCAUGUGGGCCUUCUUUUCCUGGGCAUUGGCGACGAAUCUGGGUCUCGUUCUUGGGCCCAUUUAUACGAGCUAUGUUGCUGUCUCGCUCAACUGGCGCUGGCCUUUCUACCUCGCAACCAUCAUCGUGGCCGUUACGGGCAUGCUGAUGUACUUCAUCCGCGAGUCGCACACCUCCCGGCUCCUCGAGCGCAAAGUCGCCGCUAUCCAGUCUCACCGUGCAGACUUGAUCCUCCGGACUGCCCCGGUGACCCCCCAACCCUCGAUCUUCCAGCCAGUGAUCUUUUUCUUCACCAAACCGAUCAUCUUCCUCUCAUCAGUAGCCAACGCCUUCAGCACCGCUCUCCUUUACCUCUUCGCCGUCGCCUUCCCACUCAUCUACGCACACUACGCGUGGAACAGACAGAAGACCACGCUGAUCUUCCUGUUCAUUGCUCUCGGUCUCUUCUUCAGCACGCUCACUCGCUUCCACGACCGCCACGCCUCGCGUCAGCACCGUCUUACCAACCGCCGCCUCGCCCCAGAGAAAGGUCUCCUCGGCCUCGCUAUCGGGGCACCAGUGCUGGCGGUGGCACUGUGGUGGUUCGCAUGGACCAUCCCCGGCGUGCACGUGAAAGUCGUCGCAUGGCCCGCUUCCGCGAUAUCUCUAAUCCUCCUCGGAUACGGUGUAAACGAACACUCCACCGUGCUCCCCCGCUACAUCCUCGAAUCCCACACCAAGAGCGAAAACGACGCCGCGAGCGCAUUCGCCGCCCUGCUCGCCGCACGAGCGCUCCUCGGCGCGGUCUUCCCCCUCUUCACGCAGCACAUGUUCGACACCCUCGGCGCCAACCCCGCCGCGAGCGUCCUCGCCGCCAUCGCCACGGCAUCCUGCCUCCUCCCUGUCGUCCUCGCCAUGUUCGGCGCCAAGCUGAGAGGAAGUGGCACAUCAAACGGUACGGACGAUGAUGAUGGUCGGGACAGCGGCCGGGAGGUGCGGGUCGAGAAGGUGGCCGGGCCGAGAAAGACGGUCCGCUGGGGCGACGAGGCCGGUUCGGGCAUCGACGACGGCGACGACGGUUCGGAGGCGAAGAGCGAGGAUUCGACCGAGGGCGGGAGAUCGGGAAGUUCCGAGAUGGCGAGGACGGAGACGGGGGGCGGAGGAGACGGGGCAGACGUCUCGGAGAUGUCGAGGGCGGUGACGGAGACGAAGGUUGCGAAAAGAGAUUUGGCAAACCCUGAUGUUUCAGAGGUGGAGACGAAGAAUGAGAAUAAGGACGGCGUCUCUCAGAUAUCGAGGGUGGAGACCCGGAAGAGCGAGAGCGAGACCCGGAAGAGCGGGGAUUCUAAAAGCGCUCGGGUUGCCCGGGCGGAGACGAAGGGUUCGAGCGCUGGUGGUGGUGCGGACGGUGAGAAGAAGAAGAAGAAGGAGAAGGAGAAGAGGAGGAGGAAGGAGAAGACGAGGGUCGAUGGCAGAGAUGACGGCGCGGCCGGAUUCUUGGGCAUGGAUCUGGAGAGGUUGGCUGUGUUUCCGUAUUUCUAG
Molecule: messenger RNA, 2154 nt
Organism: Letharia lupina
Lineage: Eukaryota; Fungi; Ascomycota; Lecanoromycetes; Lecanorales; Parmeliaceae
Exons: 3
Coding region: 1-2154 (717 amino acids)
Biological process (GO): transmembrane transport
Cellular component (GO): membrane
Molecular function (GO): transmembrane transporter activity
Source: RefSeq, a predicted model, not a curated record